UGUUCCCCGCCCCCGCCCCGGCCACCGCUGCCGCCGUCGCCGCUGCCAACGGGCUAUAAAACCGGCCGAGCCUGGAAAGGUGCGGAUGCUCAUUAUAGACCGACGCAACACCAGCGCCUGGUGCCAGGUUCUCCGCUGAGGCUUUUAGGAGCGAGCUCCUCAAAUCGCAUCCACAUUUUCGAGUCCCAGGGAAGGAAAACCCCGCGAAAGCUGCGACGAUUAUCCUUCCCCGGGGCCAUGGACUCGGACGCCAGCCUGGUGUCCAGCCGCCCGUCGUCACCAGAGCCCGAUGACCUUUUUCUGCCGGCCCGGAGUAAGGGCAGCAGCGGCAGCGCCUUCACUGGGGGCACCGUGUCCUCGUCCACGCCGAGCGACUGCCCACCGGAGCUGAGCGCCGAGCUGCGCGGCGCUAUGGGCUCGGCAGGCGUGCAUCCUGGGGACAAGCUAGGAGGCAGUGGCUUCAAGUCAUCCUCGUCCAGCACCUCGUCGUCCACGUCGUCGGCGGCCGCAUCGUCCACCAAGAAGGACAAGAAGCAAAUGACGGAGCCAGAGCUGCAGCAGCUUCGUCUCAAGAUCAACAGCCGCGAGCGCAAGCGCAUGCACGACCUCAACAUCGCCAUGGACGGCCUGCGCGAGGUCAUGCCCUACGCGCACGGCCCUUCGGUGCGCAAGCUCUCCAAGAUCGCCACGCUGUUGCUGGCGCGCAACUACAUCCUCAUGCUCACCAACUCGCUGGAGGAGAUGAAGCGACUGGUGAGCGAGAUCUACGGGGGCCAUCACGCUGGCUUCCACCCGUCGGCCUGCGGCGGCCUGGCGCACUCCGCUCCCCUGCCCGCCGCCACCGCGCACCCCGCAGCCGCAGCGCACGCAGCACAUCACCCCGCGGUGCACCACCCCAUCCUGCCGCCCGCCGCCGCCGCGGCUGCUGCGGCCGCUGCCGCCGCGGCAGUGUCUAGCGCCUCUCUGCCCGGCUCCGGGCUGUCGUCUGUCGGCUCCAUCCGUCCCCCACACGGCCUGCUCAAGUCUCCUUCUGCCGCCGCGGCCGCCCCUCUGGGGGGCGGGGGCGGCGGCAGCGGGGGCAGCGGGGGCUUCCAGCACUGGGGCGGCAUGCCUUGUCCCUGCAGCAUGUGCCAGGUGCCACCGCCGCACCACCACGUGUCGGCCAUGGGCGCCGGCAGCCUGCCGCGCCUCACCUCCGAUGCCAAGUGAGCCGACCGGCGCCGGCGCGUUCUGGCGAGAGGGAAGCCCGGGGGCGCGGGGAAGCGAGGACUGGCCGGCGCUGGGCUCGGGAGCUCUGUCACGGGGAGGGGCGCAGGACCGUGGACUGGGGGUGGGAGAUGGUGGGGACUCCAGCAUCUGGGAACCCAAGCAAUGGGGGCAUGCACAGAGCAGUGGGGAGUGAGGGGGAUGUUCGCUACGGGACCUGAUCGAGCCCUCUCUGGCUUUAAUCUGCGCUGGUCCGGUAGACACCGUUUUGUGAAAAGGUACCGCUAUGUUCGUUCCUCACUCGAACUCCGCCCGACCUCCGGGAGAAGAUUCUAAAAACUGGUUUCCCUGAGAGCCAGUCCUGACUUCCAGACUCGGCCCUGGCCGCACUUCUUGGCGGAGGAGAGUGUUAAGGGAGGAGGACAUGUGGGAACUUGCUCCCCUUCCUCCUUUCUUGGCCUGUGGGAGACUCCUGGUAGUCCCGUCGCAGAAGCAACGGCCUGGCCGCGCCCUGCAGGGUCGUCCCUGGCCCAAGGUCAGGGGCCACAAGUUAGUUAGAAGCCGGCGUUUGGUACCAGAAGCACUUACGGUCAUAUCCAAUCUCAAUAUCUGGGUCAACCCACACCCUCUACGAACUGUGGCUGUUCCUUCCUGUCUCUCGUUGAUUUGGGAGAAUACGGUUUUCUAAUAAAUCUGUGGAUGUUCUUUCUUCAACAGGAUGAUCAAGUUUACAGACAUUCAGAGUAGAACCACUUGUGGAUUGGAAUAACCCCAAACUGCCGAUUUUAAGGGCGGGUGCAUUUUAGUUAUUAUUUUAAAAUCGAAACUACCCCACCUUCUCAUCUUUCCUUCUCUAAGCACAAAGUGAUUUGGUUAUUUUGAUACCUGAGGACUUAACGGAAUUAAAAGGCAGUUGCUGUGAAAACAGCUUGGGUUAUUUGCGGGUUCUGUUGGCUGUUUAAAAGUUUCUUUCUUGGAUGUGUAACUAUAUCAAUGCUGAGGUAAGUGCGCGAUGCUAAGCUGUUUGCUCACGUGACUGCCAGCCCUACCUGAGUCUAAGCCGGCUUUCCUCUGUUUUGGUUUAUUUUUGCCACAUUUAACACAAACGGUAAACUACUCCACGUCUUCCUGCGUUUGCAAACGGCCUCGGCGCUGCCUGCGUUGCACCCUGGGCUUCGUAGCGUCGCGGUGUAACAUUCUUUCUCUGAUCGCGCCGCCCCUCGCAGAGAGUGUAUCAUCUGUUUUAUUUUUGUAAAAACAAAGUGCUAAAUAAUAUUUAUUACUUGUUUGGUUGCAAAAACGAAAUAAGUGACUGAGUGUUGAGAUUUUAAAUAAAAUUUAAAGUGAA
This is a messenger RNA of Saimiri boliviensis boliviensis (Bolivian squirrel monkey), 2554 nucleotides long. RefSeq names its product oligodendrocyte transcription factor 2 (gene OLIG2). Gene Ontology annotation, biological process: sensory organ development; oligodendrocyte cell fate specification; positive regulation of transcription by RNA polymerase II. Gene Ontology annotation, molecular function: E-box binding; DNA-binding transcription factor activity, RNA polymerase II-specific; protein dimerization activity. Lineage: Eukaryota; Metazoa; Chordata; Mammalia; Primates; Cebidae. The record is from RefSeq and is a predicted model, not a curated record. Gene Ontology annotation, cellular component: nucleus.